AUGGAGGCAGUUGGCAAGACAGCAAAUCCCUAUAUUUACGGAGCAGUCACUUUCACUCUGAUAUUCUUAGCGACAAUGCUCUAUGCUCUUUUCAAAACUUUUUCAAUCAUGAAGAAGCUGACCAUCAUCAGCAAGCUUAUGGUGAGAGCAUAGCAAGAAAAAGACUAAGAUCAUAUGAGGUUUAUUCAUAAAUAAAAAACAUUCAGGAAAUAAUCUGAUGGUGAGGUAUUUAAGGACUUGAAGGAGAAAAUACUAAAUAAUAAGUUUUCUUAUGAAGUCAUCAUUGAGGAAAAUUUCACCUUUUGUUAAAGAUUCAAAUACUACUCAUUGAAAUAUAAUCCAUUCACUUAUUGGAUACUGAAGCAAAAGCAAAGACCAUAUGUUAAAAAAUAUACAAUAACCUUGAGAUUCUAGAAUAUAACACACUUCCUGUCAAUAGAAAAUUAUACAGCAGUCGUAUUACUUGCUAUGAUUUUUAGCUAGAUAUGCACUAUCAGCAUUAAUCUGCUGCUUACUAAAUUACAGCAAAAGCAAAAAUGUAAAUAUAUUAAGAAAGCCUUUGAUAAUCCCUUUGAAAAGGAAGUUGAUUAUGCUGAGACCAAGUUAACAGCUGAGGAAUAAAAAAUGAAAAGCAGUAAAAUGAUGGAUUAGCUAUCUCUUAAACUCAACCUAAAUUUCUUAUAGUAAAUAAAUCAGACAAAUACGAAUAACAACUACACAUCAGAGUAAAUGUUCUCAACUCAAAAUGAAACUGAGUAAUGCUAGACCUAUAAUACCAUGACUGAUCUAAACUCAGCAAGGACUAUGCUGAAUAAGGAUGAUAGGUUUGCCAGAUCUCUUGCUCGAACUACUAAGGACUUAGAACUAGUGAGGCGUAAAACCGGCUUUUACAAGAUCAGUCACAGGCAACUUGAAGAGGAAAUUAAUGUUUAAUGCGGAAGAUUUAACAUUUACACAAUCAUCAUUAUAUAGCUAGUUUUGCAGUUCCUAUUUAGUGGUAUUGUCUGUGUAAUAUUUGUGAGUUUUACUAAGGAGUAAAUGAUGUAUGUGUUUGCCACUUUCAUGCUAGCAGUAGUGUCUGAGAUUCUGUUUCUCAGAUAAAUGUUCAUUCUAGCCUUUUGCAUUUAUGGCCAUUUCAGAAACCGCUAGAUAAAGAUAUUUAGAGUUGAGGAUUACAAGCUGUAUCCUUAUUACUAUAGGAUAAUUAAAAAAUACUCCAAAUUAAAGCAAAAGAUCAACAUUACUGAGUAUGAGGAGUCUGACAGUUUUAACACUUACUAGAUAGAAGAACGCAGACCUGAGUCAGAAUAAGUGUCUAAGUCUAUAAGCAAAACAGAGGAGGUAGAUAUUGUAUCUUAUGCUGUUCAUGAAGAUGGUAGUAGGCUGUCUAUUGGUCACACUGAUGAAGCUGGCAUGGAUCAUGGGCUUGACUAAAGUGAAUUAUAUGAGAAUCCCUAUGAUUUUUUCUACUUAAAUGAAAAAAUUAAUUAAUCUGAAACAGAUUAGAGUGAACGUUAAGAGCAAGAAUUUGAAUUUUAAGAAGACGAGGCUAUUCAUAAAAGUAAUAUCUAAGAUGACUUAGUUGAUGGAGGUGAGGUAUCUGAUUUGGAAAAUAAUAUGGCUUCUAACUUCAUUUAAACUGAUCUUUAUAAAAGAGUGCCUAUGAAAAACUAUCAUCACAAAUCAAAGGAGUCUCUGGAAAGACUUUUUAGAAUUUAGCCCAUCGAGUACAGUACAAAUAUAAGGCAAAAUUUGAAGUAAAAUAGCAAGAUUCACACUGAGCUAUCAAUUUCAGCCUUGUCUACUAAUAUGCAUAGAAUUGGUACAACUACUCAAAAUGAUGAAUGGAUAGUGUAAAGUUAGGAAAGGAUUUCUGAAAAGGAGGAAAAUGAUGAUGACUAUUUGCACUUGGAAAAGAAGGGCAGAAUGAAUACUACCAAAGAUAUAAGAAAACAAAAUCACUUCAAAGAGAACAUCAGGUAAACAAACAUUGUAUCAUAACCAAGAGUUGGACAUUGCCAGUUCUGGCAUCAUAGGAGAAGAAGAUCUUAAGAUUUAGGUUUAGAAAUUGAGUAUGAGUAGCCCAAGAAGCCCAAAAUUAGGAAUAAAAGUACUGAUACUUCUAAAUUUGAGAAUAAUCUAUUUGGAAUGAUCAGUGGAAACUCUGUUUUAAGUAGCAAAAGGCGGCUUCCAAAUGAGUCUAUUUCAAUUUAAAGUGAAUAUGAGAUCAUUGAUAAAGUUAUCAAAGGAAAGAAAACGCCUUAUGGGCAGGCUGAAAUAGUUAUCAGGCAGGUAGUCAAGAAAAAGAAGGUUCCCCAAAUUGAGAAUGUUACAUCCCCGUAUCGCAGCAAAAUAUUCGGUAAUAAUGCGUCAAUAACUGAGGAAUCUAAUUCGUUUGAUAGAGACUUUGGAUUUCAUGUGGAUUUGUUCAAUUUGGAGUUUAACAAUGUCCCAAGCAAGAUCAAUAAAUCUCUCUCUUACUCUGAAACUGAGAACCCAUUCGCUCAAACUAACAAGAAUAUGAAUACCUAUCAUAAUACGAGGCGUAUGUUCUCAAGAUCAUUUGAUCACACUUAGAAGAAGAAACUGAGAUAAAGUGUCCAGAAAAAAAUCCUGGAGAACUUUGACAACAACUCUUCGCCUGAAGUUGACAAGAAUAUUAUGAUGUUCAAAGAUAGUUUGAUCGAGCCUCAAUUUGACAAUCAAGACAAUGAUAAUGAUUUCAUCCUGGCUUCAUCUAUCCACAACAUUUAGCAAAGAGAAAAGGGGAGACUUGAAUGGAAUAGGGAGAGAAAGUAGAAAUAUGUGUAUGGGCAAUCUAUUAAAACAGCAACAAUGGACAGGAGAGAGACUAAUAGACUUUAAUCGAUGAGUCAAACUAGAUUGCCGUUGCAGAUCCCUAAUUUAUUUGGAGCAUUCCAGUCACCUUAUGAGGAAAAUCUACCGAAAACUUUGCUUAAGCAAUAAGCAUAGUAACAAUAACAACUAUUUACAAAUGGACCUCGUAAAACUGGAAGGAAAAUCUGA
Molecule: messenger RNA, 3027 nt
Organism: Stylonychia lemnae
Lineage: Eukaryota; Ciliophora; Spirotrichea; Sporadotrichida; Oxytrichidae
Source: the annotation of a GenBank genome assembly